Molecule: messenger RNA, 975 nt
Organism: Bactrocera neohumeralis
Lineage: Eukaryota; Metazoa; Arthropoda; Insecta; Diptera; Tephritidae
Exons: 1
Coding region: 98-736 (212 amino acids)
Source: RefSeq, a predicted model, not a curated record
GACAUCCUAUUCAUGCCACAUAUCGUGGCACAAAAGUCCAUAUUAUUGUAAAUUUACCAAUAUCUUUCUAAUAUCAUCAUUUCUCUCACAGAGUAAUAUGGACGUGGAUAUGGCAUCAUCGUCAACGCCAACCAUGCGCUCGGCAGUUUCCGCCCCUCGCUCCGAAGCUGCCCCAAUAGCAGCACCCCGGACCAACAUGGCACCGGCAGCGCCUCGAACAACAACAGGCGCCACCGCGACAACGGCUCCGCGUCAAAGCACGCCAGCAUUACCAGCGGAUCUGCAACGAAUUCGUUGUCCACUAUGCCGCCGCCCGCAUCGGCUAUCGCACUGCGGUAUCUUCAAAGGCAUGCCGCCGAUGCAACGCCAGCAGGUGGCACAGGCGCACGGGUAUUGCCUGAAUUGUCUGGCAACUUCCCAUGCAACUCAGGAGUGCCCAUCAAAUAAUCGUUGCCAAAUCUGUGUGCGGGCUCACCAUACGCUGCUGCACCGCUCUACCAGACGCGACUCCGGGCGCCCACCGGCUCCUCGCACCAGUGGUAACGUCAGGCGUUCUCAAAGGACUUCUGUGACGGCAUACCGCCGGCGCGGACCCUCUCCAGCAGAAUCCCGUCCCUGGCGCCAAAACCGGGCAACAUCAACACGACGCCAUCAGCUUAGGCCGCAAUCCCGCCGGUCAACAGGUCUCAGCAGCGUUGUAGCAACGCUACAGCAGCUACAGCGGCUUUUAGGCUAAAUACUCGCCUAGGGCGGCCGGGAUGGCUAAAUGAGUAGCGACGUCGCAUCACAUCUGCAUCAAUUCAUCACACCGGAUCGACUAUUCACCUCAUCACGCGAGCGAACACCACACAUUAACACACAUACACGCACAUGCACCCAAACGCAGUCUAAUUAGAACAAAAGGAAUAGAGAAAGCAGCUCGCGCACUUUUCGUUGAUACGACGUCGAACAGCCAACAUCUACGCUUUCCGCAGC